This is a messenger RNA of Daktulosphaira vitifoliae (grape phylloxera), 1266 nucleotides long. RefSeq lists its product as uncharacterized. NCBI's taxonomy places the organism in Eukaryota, Metazoa, Arthropoda, Insecta, Hemiptera, Phylloxeridae. Gene Ontology annotation, biological process: DNA-templated transcription initiation. Bases 188 to 1084 code for a protein of 298 amino acids. Gene Ontology annotation, molecular function: DNA binding; RNA polymerase II general transcription initiation factor activity. The transcript is spliced from 7 exons. The record is from RefSeq and is a predicted model, not a curated record.
AGUUAACUUUUCUCUGAGUGAAAAUAUGUGAUAACGAUAAUAGAUUAUAGACAAUAAUUUAUUUGUACACAACAAGAAAUACAUUUAAAUCUUUAGUUUAUCUUUGAAUUUGUGUAACGAUUUAACUUUUAAUUUUUAACGCAUUAUUUGUUCUUCAAAUUUCGAGUGAUUUAUAUUAUAUAUAAAGAUGGAUCAAAUGCUACCUAGCCCAGGUUUUAGUAUACCUAGUAUUGGUACCCCAGUUCAUCAGCCAGAAGAAGAUCAACAAAUAAUGCAAAUGCCUCCUUUACAACCUCAAAGUUUAUCAAUGAGUACAAACAGCCUUCAAUCUCAACAACAAUCCAUGAAUAAAAUAUAUCAGCAAAAUAACAUGGGAUAUGCCACUCCACAUAGUAUGAUGCAUUCUCAAACACCAGUACAUCAAAGUAUGCCUUCUUUAACCUCAAUAAGUUCUUCGUCUUCAGCUAUACCACCUUUGCAGACUAUUCAAAAUCCAGCAACUCCAGCUCCAAUGACUCCAAUGACUCCUGCUUCUGCUGAUCCUGGAAUUGUUCCACAACUGCAAAAUAUUGUAUCUACAGUUAAUUUAGGUUGUAGACUUGAUUUAAAAACAAUUGCCCUACAUGCACGUAAUGCAGAAUUUAAUCCAAAACGAUUUGCUGCAGUAAUCAUGAGAAUUCGGGAACCUCGUACUACAGCAUUAAUUUUUAGUUCUGGAAAGAUGGUAUGUACAGGUGCUAAGAGCGAAGAAGAUUCUAGGCUUGCAGCAAGAAAAUAUGCUAGAAUUAUUCAGAAGCUUAGUUUUCCUGCAAAAUUUUUGGACUUCAAAAUUCAAAAUAUGGUUGGAAGUUGUGAUGUUAAAUUUCCUAUUCGGUUAGAAGGUUUAGUACUCACUCAUGGUCAAUUUAGCAGUUAUGAACCUGAAUUAUUUCCCGGACUAAUAUAUCGUAUGGUUAAACCUCGUAUUGUAUUAUUGAUAUUUGUGUCUGGAAAAGUAGUACUGACAGGCGCUAAAGUCAGACAAGAAAUAUAUGAUGCCUAUGACAACAUAUAUCCAAUACUAAAAAGUUUUAAAAAAAACUAAUGUUAUGGUUUUAAAAAUUAUAUACUGGUACAUAAGACUUCUACUAUUUGACUAUUAAUUAAAAAUUAAUUUUGUUUAUGUAAUUUUUAAGAUUAAAAGUAAUAGUUUAAUUUAUUACUAUUAUUUAAUUUGUAUAGAUGUAUAAUUUUUUGCUAGCUAUUAAUAAAAAAAAACAACAACAA